AUGGCUCUGUCUCGACGUUUGGUUUGGGCUUUGUCCCGUCACUGGUCGACCAUUUGUCGCAUCUAUUCGACCACCAGGACAAAUCCCAACCUCAACAACAGCGACAAUAACAGCACGAAGAAGGGCCCUCUGUCCGGUGUCACCGUUGUCGGUCUGGAGCAGGCCAUUGCAGCUCCCUUUUGCACACGUCAACUGGCCGAUCUGGGCGCCCGAGUCAUCAAAAUUGAGCGUCCCGGGGUCGGCGAUAUCUGCGCCGAAAGCUACGCCUACUCAAGUAUCCUGGCUGCGCUGUUCGAGCGGGAAAAAGACCCCGCUCGUCGUGGGUGGAGUAUCGAUAUCUCAAUGCUGGAGUGUAUGGUGGAGUGGAUGGGAUUCCUCUUGUACUAUGCCUUUGAGGGUCAGGGAGGCCCCAAGCCUGCAGGAGCAUCACAUGCUGCAAUCUAUCCAUGUGGACCGUUCGAGGCGAAACAGGGGAUAGUGAUGCUGGGGAUCCAGAAUGAGCAGGAGUGGGCGAACUUUUGCAAGAUAGUGUUGGAGGAGUCUGGACUGACGAUUGAUGAGUGUUUCUGUAACAACACGCUGCGACCCAAGAUUCGGGUCGCGCUUAAGGAAAUUAUCUGUGGGAAACUUGCUCAGUACUCAGCGGAAGAGGUAUUGAAAAAGUUUGGAUACGGCUGGAAUUGCUAA
Molecule: messenger RNA, 687 nt
Organism: Aspergillus clavatus NRRL 1
Lineage: Eukaryota; Fungi; Ascomycota; Eurotiomycetes; Eurotiales; Aspergillaceae
Exons: 1
Coding region: 1-687 (228 amino acids)
Molecular function (GO): catalytic activity
Source: RefSeq, a predicted model, not a curated record